Umbelopsis ramanniana AG is the source of this 1705-nucleotide messenger RNA. RefSeq lists its product as uncharacterized. The record is from RefSeq and is a predicted model, not a curated record. The transcript is spliced from 7 exons. Gene Ontology annotation, cellular component: small-subunit processome. Bases 97 to 1650 code for a protein of 517 amino acids. Gene Ontology annotation, molecular function: snoRNA binding; protein binding. Lineage: Eukaryota; Fungi; Mucoromycota; Umbelopsidomycetes; Umbelopsidales; Umbelopsidaceae.
CGGCUGGUGGCUUGGGACAGCGAAUUUUGUCCUUCAGCCUGAAGACCAACUUUUUUUUUUUUUUCAGAGUACUCUCCCAGCUUAGUUAGUAACCUAAUGUCCGAUUCCUUCUUUGCAUCAACUCGGAAACGAAAGAAGCCAGGCUUCAGCAACCAGAAACGACCUUCUAAACCAGCAGGGAACAAAAGAUCCCGGGAUGCAGCGGCCGAUGAAUCUGAUAAUGACGAUCAAAUAGGUGCUGGAGGAAUCGAUGAUAUGGAACUGCGUGGUAGCGACGUCGAAUCAGAAGAAGAGAUUCAGGAGACUGCUGCAGAAAAGCGCAUAAGACUUGCCAAAGGAUACCUGGAAGGAAUACAAAAAGGAUUAGAUGAGGAUAUUGGCGGAUUCGAUGCUGAAGAUAUAGAUAGAGACUUAAUAGCAGAGAGACUGAAGCAAGAUGCAUUUGAAACAACUGGAAAGCUUCAUAGACGAAUUGCCGACAAGUUUGACUUUUCUGGAGUCGAUAUUUCAACCAUUCGGCAAUGCAAAGGUCAUCAACUGGCUGUUACCAGCGUAGCUAUGACAGAAAAUGGAAAGUUCCUUUACACAGCAUCAAAAGACGCAUCCAUCAUCAAGUGGGAUGCGCUCACCAUGAAAAAGUUGCACACCUUCCCCGGUGCAAGGAAAGGUGUGAAGAAUUUUAAUGGCCAUACCGACCACAUCCUUUGUCUGGCAUUAAGCUCUGACGGACAAUACCUUGCCAGCGGUGGUAAAGACAAAGCCAUACACAUAUGGUCAGUUACAGAAGACAAACACAUUGUUGCCUUCAAGCAGCACAAGGACAGUAUUUCGAGUCUCGCAUUUCGAAGAGGCGCAAAUCAAUUGUAUUCAGCAUCGCAUGAUCGAACCGUAAAACUUUGGAAUGUGGACGAACGAUCUUAUAUAGAAACACUCUUUGGUCACCAAGAUCAAAUUACUGAUAUAGACACCUUGGCGCGGGAGCGAUGUGUAACGGUUGGUGGUCGUGACAAAACCGCACGUAUGUGGAAGAUUGUGGAAGAAUCGCAAUUGGUUUUCAGAGGAGGAGCUCAAGUAAAGGAAAAGGACGGUUCUGGAACUGUACGAUACGCCGAGGGUUGCCUUGACUGCAUAGCACUUGUUGAUGAAGACAUGUUUGUAACUGGCGGAGACAGCGGAUCGAUCUCACUGUGGGAUAUCAAUCGUAAAAAACCCGUCUUUACAUAUCCAAUAGCGCAUGGCAUCAAUGAACACGAGAGCGAAUCGGAAGGAAUCAUCGGAACCCCUUACUGGAUUACGACUUUGGCCACCUUACCUUAUUCUGACGUUUUUGCAUCUGGUUCAUGGGAUGGGUUCGUCCGCCUAUGGAAGAUUUCCGCGAACAACCGAAACUUUGCUCAAGUCGCUCAGAUACCAAUUGCCGGUGUGAUUAAUGAUCUUCAAAUUCUUACUACACCAGCAAAGAAAACCAUCUUGAGUCUUGGCGUCGGCCAAGAAUUGACCUUGGGACGAUGGAUUCGCAUGAAGAAAGCUAAGAACGGCGCACGGCUUUUAGAGCUUCCCGUCAAGACUUUGGAUACCGAAUUAGAAGAAGAAGAUCGGGAAGAAGAUCAAGCCGAUGGCGAUGAUGGAUUUCUCGUAUUUUCUCGAUAAGCAAUUUGUACAUUCUGCAACCCCAACAAUAAAAAAUCAAAAAGGUCACAUUAUA